Equus caballus (horse) is the source of this 1459-nucleotide messenger RNA. It is a transcript of the gene ZCCHC9, whose product is annotated as zinc finger CCHC-type containing 9. Gene Ontology annotation, cellular component: nucleolus. The record is from RefSeq and is a predicted model, not a curated record. NCBI's taxonomy places the organism in Eukaryota, Metazoa, Chordata, Mammalia, Perissodactyla, Equidae. Gene Ontology annotation, molecular function: nucleic acid binding; zinc ion binding.
GCGGGGCGGGAUGGGACCCGGGGCCCCCCAGAUGCCGUAAAGUUCCCUCGUUCGUUCCUGGGGACCUGGCGAGAGGGCAGAAGGGUUGGCUGCUACGUCGCCAAGAGUCUUCCGCGCCAGAUUAAGGUACCUCUGAUGAAACCAUGACCAGGUGGGCACGAGUUACUACCACAAAUAACAAAAGACCUUUGCGUGCAACAUCAUGGGAGGACAUGAAGAAGGGGGCCUUUGAGGGAAAAAGCCAAAAUCUACCAAAGAGUAAACAACUUGAAGGCCAUAGACUGUCCCUUAAAAGUGAUGCACCCCAAGCAAAACACAAAAAGAACAAAAAGAAGAAGGAGUACUUAAAUGAAGAUGUGAAUGGAUUCAUGGAAUACCUAAGACAAAACUCACAGGUGGUUCACAAUGGGGAGGUGAUAGCAGCAGACAGUCAGGAAGUAAGGGAAGAAAUUGCAGUUGCUUUAAAGAAAGACAGUCGUCGGGAAGGAAGACGAUUAAAAAGGCAAGCAGCAAAGAAAAAUGCAAUGGUGUGUUUCCAUUGUCGAAAGCCUGGCCAUGGGGUUGCAGAUUGCCCAGCUGCCCUUGAGAAUCAUGAUAUGGGCACUGGAAUAUGUUAUCGGUGUGGAUCCACAGAGCACGAAAUAACCAAGUGCAAGGCAAAAGUAGACCCAGCUCUUGGUGAAUUUCCUUUUGCAAAAUGUUUUGUUUGUGGGGAAAUGGGACACCUGUCCAGAUCUUGUCCUGAUAAUCCCAAAGGACUCUAUGCCGAUGGUGGUUGCUGCAGACUCUGUGGCUCUGUGGCACAUUUUCAGAAAGAUUGCCCUGAAAGUCAGAAUUCAGAUCGAACGGUCACAGUUGGUCGCUGGGCAAAAGGAAUGAGUGCAGACUACGAAGAAAUUUUGGAUGUGCCUAAACCGCAGAAACCCAAAACAAAGAUACCUAAAGUUGUUAAUUUCUGAUAAUGAUUAGUGCUAUUGUUAGUUCCCGCCUCAUUGUUAAGCAUUCUGAACUGGGACUUCUUCACAAGUUGGAGCUGGGCUCUCCCGUGGAGGCCCACAGUGUAGAUAUCAGUGUGAUCUGGGGCUUGUCACAGUUUCCUGAUUCUUUCCAUUGAGGAGUGCUUUUACCACUGUUAGGAGAAAAUCGUGGAAGAAAAGUAUAAGAUGUUUAAACUGGAUUCUCUAAAAGAACAUAUUUUUAACAGAGAGAACUUAGGUAUAACUAAGUGGUUAUAUACCUGAUUGUAACAAUCAUCUUUUUCGUAAAAACAAAAUGAUGCAUUAAUGUGAACCACCCCUAAACAAAGGGUAACUGCUUCGCAUUUAGAAAUGAAUUUUGGGUUAUAUUGUUUUCUUGGUUCAAAGUAUCAAUUUAUUAUUAUGUUAGAAAUUUAUUUAUAAACUACCACAGAAUCUGCUGUACUUUAAAAAUAUUUAAUAAAAAAUUUGGUAUUUACUUA